AUGGCCAUUGCAAAGUCUACCAAUCUGAAAGGAUUAUUUACGAGCAAUGAACAAGAUGAAUUCAAAGACUCUUCGAGUAGUAAUACAGACACAUCAUAUGAUAUAUCUAUUUCGAAGUUUGAAACAAGUGAAGACAAAUAUGAAACACUCACCAUCGAACAAAUAACACUUUCAAAAUUGACAGUUGAAGAGACGUAUAGAGAUAAAAUAGUCAACGAAUUUUAUGAAACUGAAAUGAGUUAUGUGACUUCCAUGGAAUGUUGUAUUAGCGGGUACAUCACCAAAUUAAAUGAUACAAAAUAUGUAUCUUAUCAAGAAAAAAUGUCUCAGAUUUUCCUUCAUUUUAAUGAUGUCUUUUACAUCAAUUCGGUGCUUUUAGAUAACAUGACAAGGCUGAAGAAAAGUGGGACGUUAUCUUCGAAAUUGGGAGAAGCUCUUUCUUUAUUUAUUCCAAUGUUAAAUGUUUAUAAAUUGUAUGUUGGUAAUUCGGAUUUGUCAAUUAACACUUUAAUAGAGAUGUCAAAAAAUAAGAAGUUCAAUGACUUACUAGUCCUAUUGAGAGAACAAUUACCACCGGGAAAACAACUUGAUUUACGAAGUUUUCUUAUUAUGCCAGUACAACGUCUCCCCAGGUAUAGUUUAUUAUUAGCAGACUUGAUUAAGCACACUUCAAAAGAUCAUCCCGAUUUUGAAAACUUGUUAAAAGCCCAAAUUGGAAUCAAAAAAUUGGCUAAUACAGUGAACGAAAUUGUAGAAGAGAGAGCAAAGAACCAAAUUUUAGUGCAACUCUCGAAGAAGAUUGAAGGACUUGAGGAAGAGUUAGUCAGUCCAUUCAGAGAGUUUAUAAGGAGUGGAUUGUUAAUGAAGGUCUGUCGUAAAUUUAAUAAAGAGAGGUACUUCUACUUAUUCAAUGAUAUGUUAAUAUAUGGAAUAGGUGAUGAAAAGUAUAUGAAAGUGUCUCAAGUCUUUCCUCUUGAAACAGUUCAAAUAAAAGUCUCUGAAGUGACACAAAAUGCUUUUGAAAUACGUGGAACAAAAAGUUUCACUGUGAUUACAAAAACAAAAGAAGAGUGUGAUGGGUGGAUACACAACAUUGAAAGUGCAAUACUUAAACAAAAAAGUCGAUUAAAAACACUUAAGCGUGAGAAAGGUGAGAAUGAAACGGCACCCGUCUGGGUGCAAAAUACAAAUCAGUGUCAAAUUUGUUCGACAAAGUUUUCUGCUUUGAGUCGCCAACAUCAUUGCCGGAAGUGUGGAAGUUGUGUAUGUUCAAAUUGUAGUCCAGACACACUUGUGAUUAAAGGAAAGAAAGAAAGAGUGUGUAUUUAUUGUAAGUUAGAAGAAACCAAGAAAACCAGUCUUGAUAUAUUAAAAGUCAAAGAACAAUCUCCACCACCUAAAGUACCACAAAAGUCACCUAAAUUACAAGUGUUAAUGAAAGAAAAUGUAAAGGAUACCAAAAUUAGGUUCAUAUCUCAUUCGGCUAAUAAUUCAGAAGGGGACAAACCUCAUGGAUUUUAUGGUCUGACUGCACCAGAAACAACACCAGGAAGAACAAUCAAGAAAUAUUUAUCAGGUGAAAAUUACAAGAAAAGAGCAACAUAUGCACCCGGUGAAGCUAUUCCUAUACAAAUACCUAAAGUCAGACCUUUAACUUCUGAAUACUCAAACUCACUCCCUUCAACACCAAAAGAAGUCGUUUAUACCCCUUCACUGACUCCAAGAUUGGUACAUGGUAAACCUGCACCUCCUCGAAACAAAAAAUUGCUUCAGCCUGAAUGA
Entamoeba invadens IP1 is the source of this 1782-nucleotide messenger RNA. Its product is annotated as Rho/RAC guanine nucleotide exchange factor, putative. The record is from RefSeq and is a predicted model, not a curated record. Gene Ontology annotation, molecular function: guanyl-nucleotide exchange factor activity; metal ion binding. Lineage: Eukaryota; Evosea; Mastigamoebida; Endamoebidae. The transcript has a single exon. Gene Ontology annotation, biological process: intracellular signal transduction. Bases 1 to 1782 code for a protein of 593 amino acids.